CAUCCGCACAGAGCAGCUAAAGAACCACCGCCUUGACUUCUCGCAUGUCGCCAACAUGAACGUCUUUCUGUCCUCGAUGGACCUCUUUUCCCGCGUCAACACGGUCUAUGGCACCUUUUUCGGUAGCAGCCCGCCCGCCCGUGCCUGCGUUGCUGCGAAUCUCGUUGAACCCCUCCGUGUACAGAUCGAAUGUGUGGCGUACGCGGAGAGAAACCUUUCCGAGCGACAGGCGCUGCAUGUACAGGGCCUUAGCUAUUGGGCGCCCGCGAACAUUGGGCCAUACUCUCAAGCUGUCAUUGUGCGUCCAUCCACAAUCAAACACAGAGGGGCCUUAAAGAUGUACUGCAGAUUCGGGACCAGCGUGUCUUCGUCUCAGGCCAGAUAGGUCUUAUACCCAGUACCCUAACCCUCCCGUCCCCUCAGUCGUUGGCGACGGAGACAGCUCUGGCGUGUCAACACGUCGAUCGCGUUGUGAAAGCUCUACAAAGCAACUCAGGAGGCGGCUGGGAGGGACACAUACAGCUUGCUCUGUACUGGAUGCUCAACUUUGGCGAUCUUCCGCACGUGAAAAAUGCCAUCAGGGACUUGGUACGUGUUAUCGCCUUACCUUGUAGCUCACUUGCCUUGAGC
Phanerochaete carnosa HHB-10118-sp is the source of this 630-nucleotide messenger RNA. RefSeq lists its product as uncharacterized. Gene Ontology annotation, biological process: protein histidyl modification to diphthamide. The record is from RefSeq and is a predicted model, not a curated record. The transcript has a single exon. The coding region runs from base 56 to 385 and encodes 109 amino acids. NCBI's taxonomy places the organism in Eukaryota, Fungi, Basidiomycota, Agaricomycetes, Polyporales, Phanerochaetaceae. Gene Ontology annotation, molecular function: diphthine-ammonia ligase activity.